Cavenderia fasciculata is the source of this 999-nucleotide messenger RNA. RefSeq lists its product as uncharacterized. The record is from RefSeq and is a predicted model, not a curated record. Lineage: Eukaryota; Evosea; Eumycetozoa; Acytosteliales; Cavenderiaceae. Bases 1 to 999 code for a protein of 332 amino acids. The transcript has a single exon.
AUGUCACAAGAUCUUAUGGAUGUUAUUAUGAAUAUGGAUGCUCGUCAAGUAAUAGAGUUAAUUGAACAAACAGAGCAAUUGAAACAACAAGAACAACAAGAACAACAACAACAACAACAACAACUCAACAACCUAACAUGUGAUGUUAAAAGUCAAUUUAGUCUUUCAAUAUCAACAGCUCUGAUUUCGCAUUUGGCAUUAAGAAAUUCUUUCUAUAAGGGUUUUCAAUCAUCGUUGGUGUCAUCGUCCCAGUCAUCAGCUCUGUCGUCAAGUCCUUGUAACUCGUAUUCUGAUGCUUUGUCACAAUUGUUGGAGAAUUCAUUAAUCGGCAAGAGUUUACCAUCUGACAAUAUUCUGUUGGUUCAAGACAAUUGUAAUAUUGAAAGCAGAGUGGUACCAAAAAAGAAUCCUGCUGUUAGAUCCAAGUCAAAAAAGAGGGCUGCUUCUCUUAAGGUUGUUGUCUCUUACGAGUUUACCGACGACGAAUUGCAAGGAAUGAAAAUGGUCCUUCUUUCAGGUCCAGAUGUUGUCACUGAGAAUGGAAUUAGGACUUUAUGGAAAUUAAAGUUGUCUGGUACUCUGGUUCGUGAUGAUACGUCACCCAUCAAAUGGGAACACACCACUGUUGUGAUUGCAUCAGUGUAUCGUGAUCAAAGCGAGACAUACAACAUUGAAAGUCAAUCUGCCAAUGAUGGUAUCAAGUUGAACAAGGUAGUAGGCAACAACAACAACAACAACUAUCCUAUCAACGGCCAAACGUUCAAAAUGAUCCUGCUCGCAUUUGAUAAGCUUAAAGGAGGUCUAGAUCUCACUCAUAUUCCAAACUGUAUCGUAGAAUCAAAUGACAUUGUCUACUCUACCAAAACAGAAUACUUGCCACCAAGACAUUUUAUCAGCCACAAUCGUGGCAGUAUUACCCGCAAGAUCAAAUGUGACCGUUUCAAGUGGGGGGUUAAUUCAAACUUUUCAAUUGGUUUUAGACACUCAAAAACACUCUAG